AGAGCUGUGAGCGGGGUGUGUGUGUGUCAGGGCUCUCCUGCUGCGCCCUCAUUUCCAUCCGAGACUGACAUUUUGGGAACCAAGCUGCCAGGACCUGAUUGAUGGUUUCUGUCUCCGCGAGAGCUGCUGCCUCUUUGUUUGGAGAGGGUGUGGCUGGGCUGUAAGGACCUAUUACUGCCUGCUGCCGGAGGAUCUAGUAGUAAAAGGUUUAAUAACACGGGUUGACUCUUCCUUGCCGAGCUGUUUGUAUGCUAAUGUGGAAACGGAGGGCUGCGCCCCGCCCUUCUUCUUCUCCUGUUGAACAACAGCGGCCAGUUUCCUCUCACCCUGAGCUCGUAUCGGCACCCACUGUCACCCACAGCACCCUGCCACACAACAGGCUCCGCUGCACUCGCGCGUCACGCAGAAAUCGCCAAGUUUCCACGCGGCAGCAGGACGCGGACGAAACUGUUUAUCGGCCCCUCCUCGCUUCCGGUUUUGCUCUGCUCUCCUACGUCCUACUGUCGUGAUACGGCGUUGCCAUGGCUACAAAUAACAGAUAUUGGAUGUAGAAUAUCCCAACUUCCUUGUCAGUCCCCGUAUCCGCCCACUGUCAACAGAGAGAGCCGCCGGACUGGAGGAGAGUCAGGACGCAUCCACCUGAAAGCGCACCAGACAGGAGUGGUCCAUGUGUUGCGCUCCAGACUACUUGAAGACAAACUGCAAGCUCCUUACUUUUUUAAAAAAGACAAAAGCUUUUUAGACUAGGAGAUUUUAUUUUAUUUUCUUUCUUUUUUGCUGACUUCACUGUAGUAAUGCAGGACAGAGGCUCAUUUAUCAGCCCUUUCCUCAGACCGCGGUGUCUGGCGGCAGCGGCGCCGGCGGGGAAAGCGAAAUUAACUCACCCGGGGAAGGCGAUUCUGGCAGGUGGACUUGCAGGUGGCAUAGAGAUCUGCAUCACCUUCCCCACAGAGUAUGUUAAGACCCAGUUACAACUGGAUGAGAAGGCCAAUCCACCCAAAUAUAGAGGAAUAAGUGACUGUGUGAAGCAGACGGUACAGGGUCACGGUGUUAGAGGACUGUACAGAGGACUCAGCUCACUGCUGUAUGGAUCCAUACCAAAGUCUGCCGUCAGAUUCGGGAUUUUUGAGUUCCUCAGCAACCAUGCAAAGGAUGAGUCUGGUCGACUGGACAGCACCAGGGGCAUGCUGUGUGGGCUCGGGGCCGGGGUGAUGGAGGCCGUUCUGGUGGUCUGUCCAAUGGAAACUAUCAAGGUCAAAUUCAUUCAUGACCAGACUUCAGCCAAGCCCAAAUACAGGGGCUUCUACCACGGAGUCAGAGAGAUCGUCAGGGAACAAGGAAUAAGAGGGACGUACCAGGGUCUCACUGCCACGGUGCUUAAACAAGGUUCCAACCAAGCUAUUCGAUUCUUUGUCAUGACCUCACUGAAGAACUGGUACAAAGGUGAUAACCCCAAUAAAGCUAUGAAUCCGCUGGUGACUGGAAUGUUCGGAGCCAUUGCAGGAGCAGCCAGCGUCUUUGGAAACACCCCGCUAGAUGUCAUCAAGACAAGGAUGCAGGGUCUGGAGGCACAUAAAUAUAAAAGCACCUUGGACUGUGCUGUAAAGAUCAUGAGAUAUGAGGGCAUGGCAGCUUUCUACAAAGGGACAGUUCCUCGGCUGGGCCGCGUGUGUCUGGAUGUGGCUCUAGUUUUCAUCAUUUAUGAGGAGGUGGUGAAGUUCCUGAAUGUGGUCUGGAAGACAGAAUGAGCUGCCGGACGUACCGAGGGCGGCGGCCUCCUGCUCCCCAGACAUCAGACACGGAUCUUUCACGGUUCUCUGCUGUAUCCUAGAACUAGCCGCAGAGGGGGUGAGACAGAGAGCUGAACUGAGAUCAGUGUCAGAUGCCAAACUAGAAGUUAAAGAGCUUAUUGAUGGGGGCUGCAGAGUAGAAAGAGAGCCUGAAAGGAGGCUUGAUGUCACCCACGUCUGAACAGCUGGAUGUGUGCAGCGUUUUGCUGCUCAGUGCCAGACACCUCACAAGACCAAGGGUCACUUUCACAAAGUGGGAUUAUAAAGUUAGACAGAUAAUUGGGAUAAAUGGUGCUUCAUCCCGGAGACACAGCAUCAAAUUCUAAAUGUGAAACAAAACCUGAAUAUAAGGCUCGACAACAGCCUCUUUUCAUGUUAUCUGGUUCACUUUCUCUGUAAACCUACUUUGUAAAAAAUACCCUCCUUCAGUGACUAACGUCAUUUCUAGUCAUUCACAGCUGUUUUGCUGAUGUUUACUGUGAGUAUGCAGGUGUCAUGCUGGAUUUUGCCCUAGUUAGAGUUGCUCUCUGUCUCUUCUUGUGCCUAAAAUCCAGAGGAGCCAGAGACUGCAGCUGGUUGCAGUUUACAGCCACAUAAACUGCAGCGACUUCCAUAAUGAAGCCUUUAAGAGAAUGAUUUUACAUUUACAAUAUGCUAAUUAUUUUUAUACAGUGUAGAUUCUAAUUUAGUUCAUUACCAGCAUUAUAUUUCUUCUGUAAAGUAAGAUAUAUUUUAUUCCUGUGCCAGAUGCCAAACCUGCUAAACUAUGACGUGUGUUCAGAGUGUGAACAUGCAAAAAGUAGCCUAAUGAUCCCAACAAGAGAAGAGUGAAUAUCAUGACGUAUAUUGUGACUUUAUUAAUGUAUUCAUGGAAAAUUGAAUGUUGAAUGUUUUGAUGGUUGGGAGACUGUUUGUUGUUAACUUGUGCCACUUUUUUUUUUCUGUAAUAUGGUGUGUGUGUGCGUGUAAAGGUGUUUUGAAUAUGUUGGGGAAAUGUUCUAUUGUAUUUCACUGUGAGUCUAAAUGACCCAAUGACACUGAGUCACAGACAAAGUAACCUCAGACCUCUUUUCCCUUCAGCGGAGGCAUCUGUCAUUUGUCUUCUGUUUUCAUUAAACCGAGCUUCUGAUCUCAGUUCCCCUCACGAAUGACUCCCAACCUGUGGGUCACAAGAUAAAUCUGAGAGGCCCUGAGACAUUUAACUUGACAGAAAAGAAGGAAAAUGUUUUUUUGUAUGUAUGCAUUUCUGUUCAUUCUAUUCAGGAAGUCACUAUUGGAGUGAUGGACAUAUUAGCCUGUGUCCGGGGUACACAGUAGAUUCACUGUAAAGGGAUCAUCCACCAAUCACAGUCUGCUAAAGGUGAACUAUGAUUUCUGCCCCUCCAGAGGUCCUACAGCUCAACAACAUAAGCUGAAAAAAAGUUACAUAGUGCCCCUUUAAAUUCCAUCUCCUGCGCGGUUCGGU
Messenger RNA from Acanthopagrus latus (yellowfin seabream), 3255 nucleotides. Its product is annotated as tricarboxylate transport protein B, mitochondrial. The transcript is spliced from 9 exons. Bases 795 to 1748 code for a protein of 317 amino acids. The record is from RefSeq and is a predicted model, not a curated record. NCBI's taxonomy places the organism in Eukaryota, Metazoa, Chordata, Actinopteri, Spariformes, Sparidae. Gene Ontology annotation, biological process: mitochondrial citrate transmembrane transport.